Messenger RNA from Gambusia affinis (western mosquitofish), 1882 nucleotides. RefSeq lists its product as uncharacterized. The coding region runs from base 707 to 1459 and encodes 250 amino acids. NCBI's taxonomy places the organism in Eukaryota, Metazoa, Chordata, Actinopteri, Cyprinodontiformes, Poeciliidae. The transcript is spliced from 4 exons. Gene Ontology annotation, cellular component: membrane. Gene Ontology annotation, molecular function: signaling receptor activity. The record is from RefSeq and is a predicted model, not a curated record. Gene Ontology annotation, biological process: adaptive immune response.
UUUUGGUUAGGUUAGGGUUAGGCAUGUAAUGGAUAGGGUUAGGAUAAGGGUAAGGUUCAGGUUGUAGAAAUGAAUGGAAGUCAAUGGAAAAUUCCCACAAAGAAAGCAACGCAAAUAUGUGUGCGUGUAUUUCUGCUGUGUUGUUUUCGCGCCAACAUGUCAUUAGGACCGUAAAUCUCUGACUCCACCCUGCCAUCUCGCUAUGCUAACCUCGGGGAAAUUGGAAGCUGAGGGUUUCAAAACAUAAUUAUUCAUCAGCUGUAAGGGAUAUUUUUUAAAAUGCUUGUUAAGGGAAUUUUUUUUUUUUUUUUUUGGUUGUUGUUCUCAAUACGGUUCCUUUUCCAGCCUCUUGAAAUUUCAGAAGCUUCUUACAUCUUUUAGGCUUCAACCCGUCAACAUUUGUUUCCGAGAGCAGUGACUUUUUCUUUCAGGACAUUCUGAAUGUGUUUAUUAAUGUGAGUGAUGUGUGAUGGAACAUGAAAUAACAAAGUCGACAACAACAGCUCUCAGGCUCUUUGAUCAACUGCAGCACAGCAUAAACACUCCCACACACACACACCUCAGUUUGCACCCAGAGUCAUGAGUUUCCUUCGCUGGCCACAAAUGAGGUGUUCGUGUGACAGUCGUCCCCGUCAGUCUGAGAGGUUCUCGCAGCGUCUCAGACGUCCUGUGCGUGUGGCGGCUUGCCUGCAGCCCCUGUUGCGGGAUGAAAGCCAAGUGGUGGAGCUCCGUGUUGGCGCUGCUCUGCAUGCCUGCCGAGGUGAUACUCAGCACCUGGACAGCUUCCCAAAGCCCCAUUUCCAUUUCCAAUGUGUGGAUCAAUUCGUCGCUUGAGAUCAAAUGCUCCACAUCCCUAGAGAACCUUUCGGGCCUCUCUCUAAAAAGGCGCUUCCUUGGAGACGAGCUAAUUCUGUACCUCAACUUUGACAAGGGAGUUGUUACCAAGAACACUACAAUGGAUAAAUUUCAGAACAGAAUUAGCAUGUCCAAAGAGCAGCUGGAUCCAGGAGCCAGGUAUACGUUUAAGCUACAGCUGUCCCUUCUGGGGCUGGAAGACACAGACUUGUAUUACUGCAGCUGGGCCUACAUUGACGAACAAUACAACAACGUUAACUUGGAGAGCAAUGGGACCGUCGUCAUUGUCAGAGAGGGCAGACCGGCGAAAGAGUGCAGCGUCCGCACCGUGGAUCUGACCCUGAUCUGCCUGAGCAUCGCAGCGUUCACAGGUGUAUUUCUGAUGAUCAUCGGCCUGAUGAUCGUGAGGUGCAGGAGGUUCAAGAAGAACUUCACUCCUUUCAGGGGUUACGCCCCUCCCUUGCCUCCGAGACCCUCGCGACCUCCGCGACCCCCCAGACCCAACCAGCCUCGGAACAUCUACACGCAGCAGCAGCAGACCGUCGAUCACUGCCCCUAUAUGAUGACGUCCACGCAAAACUACGGCAACUUUGGCAAUCUGUGAUGCUAAGCGCUGAUGCAAACUGAUGAUAAAAUCUAAUUUUUACAGUAAGGGCAUCUGAAAAGCACUCUGGCUGGAAAUAGUUAGCGGAGCUGGUUAGCUUUAUGCAGAGCCUUUCACUUCCUUGACAGCUAAUAUACUGUUUUUGUCUGCAGAAAUGUGUCUCAGCUACCACAUCCUGGAUGAGGCGGGUGUGUACAGGUGUGUGUGCGUGUGUGUGUGUUUGUGUGAAAGAGUGAGCUGUGUUUGUGAUGGAAAACUGCAAAGUUAGCUAUGUUUCCAUUUCUGUUUGUUGUGCAGGUUUCCUUGACCCAUUAAGGUUUCAAAUGUACUUCAGACUCUCAUGCAAUUAUUUUUGUCCCUUGUAUAUAACGUGUACUUUCGCCUGUUUUAAUAUGUGCAAUAAAAGAAAAAUGUUCAAAAUCA